UCAAUCGCCAUAAUUGACUCCUUCUCAGGUGAUUUGUGUGACGAGCCUCACCUGUCUCCUGAAUCCUUCCACAGCUCCUGCAGACUUUUCUGACCAGCAGCUUCAGAGGGCUUCAGAGCUGACUGAGGUUGUUGUUUUUGGGGUCAGGAUGCCUCGAGUGCAGCCCAUUUACUCUGACAUCUUCUAUGAUCCUCUGACAGAAGAUGUGGAGGAACUUCUGGCUCGAUUCCAGCAGACAGAGUCCAUCAGGUUUCAGGACUUCUCAGCCAUUUGGAGGGAGAUGGGCUUCUCCGAUGUGUUCAGGGGCACCCUGAGCAUGGGAGAAAUGAAGAGGUUCUGCAGAGUGGCGCUGGCCACAGCCGUGAAGUUCUUCAUGCCUCCAUACAGCUACCAGAUCCGAGUGGGAGGCCUGUAUUUGAUGUUCAGUUUGUACCACACACAACUCGCCAGCCCGCCCGUGAAGAUCAGGUUCGCUCUGAGGGACUGGGCUCUGGUGGAGAAGUUCCUCAAGGACUCUGCGGAUUCUGGGCAUCAAGAUGUCGUUUACGUUUUCCAAAAGCUCGUUGCAAUCAAAGCCGUGCACUACGCCGCCAUGCAGCACUUUCUCGCCUUCCAGAAGCAGAGGAAGCCGAAGAUGGAGACCGUGUGCGCGGAGUUUCUCGGGAGGACCACGGCGGUCCAGGAGCUCUCCUCCGCAGACGUCCUGGAGGAGGUGGCCAACAUCCAGAGCCAGUAUGAGAAGCUGAAGGAGGCCACGACGGAGGUCAGCUGCAAGGUCACCAUGACCUACCCGGAGUUCUCCAACCAUGUGAAAGACUGCAUGUCAAAGUUCAUCACAUGGCAGCACAAGACUUUCUCAAAGCAUGACAAGGACAAGAACUCUGACGAUGAAGAAGAAGAAGAGGAGGAGAAGCAGACUGAGGCGGAGUACUGCAGCAGCAGGGCCCAGCUCCUGUCCUCCAUCAAGCAGAAGAGCUACGGAAACUUCCAGGAGGAGUCCAAGUCCAGGAGGCAUCGACAGGCCGAGACGGUGGAGUCCUCCAGCUCGGGGGCCGAGCAGGUCCAGGAGAGGCCUCCAUCGCCCGGGCACAGGAAGAGGCCUCCAUCGCUGAGGGCCCGGACCAGGAAGAGUCUCGGGGUGACGCGGGAGGAGUGCAAGCUCCAGGCCUGGCUCCUGAGCGUCCCUGAAGAGACGCAGCAGAGGUCGCCGGUGAGGAGGUACAACCAGACGGCACCGAUCAAACCGUGAUGGAAGGGAGGACUUUAAAGUAAAGAAAGAGGUUUUUUCUUUUUGUUCUUCCAGGUUAAAUGA
Molecule: messenger RNA, 1312 nt
Organism: Anoplopoma fimbria (sablefish)
Lineage: Eukaryota; Metazoa; Chordata; Actinopteri; Perciformes; Anoplopomatidae
Product: snRNA-activating protein complex subunit 1-like
Exons: 1
Coding region: 149-1249 (366 amino acids)
Biological process (GO): snRNA transcription by RNA polymerase III; snRNA transcription by RNA polymerase II
Cellular component (GO): snRNA-activating protein complex
Molecular function (GO): sequence-specific DNA binding
Source: RefSeq, a predicted model, not a curated record